ACAACAACAACGGCGACAACAACAACAACUGAAAGAAGUACAAGAUGUUUAGCUUACGUCUUGAAAUAAUUUUUAUUGUUAUUGCAACCUCAACGUGCACAAAGACCUUGGCAGCCGGUUUGGUUGCCACACAAACCACAAAUGGAUUACAGUGUCAAAGGAUAACAGUGACGGCAUGUCAAGGACUCGGUUACAAUAUGACGGCCAUGCCAAAUUUGGCGGGACAUACAAAUCAGCUGGAAGCAGAAUUGAGGAUUUCCAAAUUGCUACCAUUGAUCGAAUCAAGCUGCUCUAAUCGCGCACGUUUCCUGCUUUGUUCAUCACUUUUUCCACUCUGCACACCAAACGUGCCACGUCCUGUCACAGCCUGCAAAUCACUGUGCGAAACAGUAAAAUCGGAGUGCGCGACACACGAGGAGCUCAUGGAAUUAUGGCCAGACUUUCUCAACUGCGAUACUCUACCACAGCCCGAAAAGCAGGAACUUUGCAUGCAAAUACCACAAGAAGCAACUAAACAACUGGAACAACGUGCUAGCAUACAGCAACUGCAAUUACCUACACACAGCAUACAACAACAGCAGCAGCAACAUCAACAACAACACACCGCUCACUUCUAUUGGCCGUGGAUGACAUGGAAAUUACCACCGCAUUUGAGCAAAACCACAGUCAUCUGCCCGCACAAUUUUACCGUGAAUCCACUAAACGAAAACGAAUGCUUGCCACAAUGUAAUCGGGAUGCUUACCACACCACUGAACAAAAGAAGAUUGCUGAGGGUCUAAUACUGGGCCUCUCUGCUGUUUGCUUUGUGCUCACGCUAUUCUCAUUGGUAACGUUUUGGGCUGAGCCUACACGUUUCGGUUAUCCAGAACGACCAGCACUAUUUCUUUGCUUGUGCUACAAUCUCUUCAGUGUUUGCUACUUGGAACGCAUAGUUUUUCAUAAUUCUUCACGUACUCUAGCAGCGCUGGAAGAGCCUCUGGGUCGAAUUAGUGCACCAUGCACGCUUUCACCUCCGUGCUUAGCGUCAUACAUCACAACCAGCUAUUUAAGUUUAUGCGCUGCAACUUGGUGGCUCAUAUUUGCUAUUUGCUUUUAUCUUUCUUCACACAAGAAGUGGUCCAGUGAGGCUUUGGAAAAGAAAUCUGGUCUAUUUCAUGUGCUUGCCUGGGUGCCCCCAUUAGCACCACCAAUUGCUGCUUUACUGAUGGAGAACGUGCAUCCAAAUGAAUUGACAGGCAUGUGUUCGGCACCUGGCUUUGUUGAAAUACCCACUUUAGUGCUGCUCGUGUUGGGUCUCUUCUUCAUGUUACGCACCUCACGCUCGUUGAAUACACUUCAGCACCAGAUGCAGCCAACAUUUGGACAUCAACGUUUCUCACAAAUUCGCAAACGUUUUCUUAUUUUUUCGCUGGUAUUCCUGCUGCCUACUGCCGCAGGACUUGUUGUGUCAUUCUUUGAACGUUACGCGGAAGAAGUACCGUCGUGUUCGACACAUGAAGACUGUGCACCGCCACCACAUCAAAACGCUUGGCCUACGCUGUUACGCAUUUUCUUCCAACUUGCUGGUGGCACUUUAACCGGUAUGUGGGUUUGGUCACGCAAGACUUGUGAGUCGUAUCGUAGUCGUCUGGUCGCUACGCCAACCUCAUCCACUACCAGCAAAUCAAUCACUUCAUUGCCGAAGAAGCACUUGCAAAACAGUGGCAAGUUUGCCGGCGCUACGCUCUACAGUGGCAUCAAUUUUCACAACGUGCCCGUGUACAACCCGCACCAACCGCACGUGUAGCUGCCUCAUCUGUAGUAGCCUGUUCUCAGCAAGCAUCGAAAUGGGCGAGUGUACAUAGCUUGGAAUUGUUAUCGUUUUAGUUUUAAGAUAAGUUAAACUUGCAGGCUCGAAUGUUGACUCUUAAUGUUUAAUGUUUAAAUUUAGUUUUUAAUUUUAAUGUAAAUUCUUUAAAAAAUAUUUAAUAUUUUAAACGCUGAU
Teleopsis dalmanni is the source of this 1985-nucleotide messenger RNA. Its product is annotated as frizzled-3. Gene Ontology annotation, molecular function: Wnt-protein binding; Wnt receptor activity. The record is from RefSeq and is a predicted model, not a curated record. Gene Ontology annotation, biological process: canonical Wnt signaling pathway; non-canonical Wnt signaling pathway. The coding region runs from base 45 to 1787 and encodes 580 amino acids. NCBI's taxonomy places the organism in Eukaryota, Metazoa, Arthropoda, Insecta, Diptera, Diopsidae. The transcript is spliced from 2 exons. Gene Ontology annotation, cellular component: plasma membrane.